Messenger RNA from Stegastes partitus (bicolor damselfish), 2942 nucleotides. RefSeq names its product solute carrier family 25 member 21 (gene slc25a21). The transcript has 9 exons. Bases 23 to 832 code for a protein of 269 amino acids. NCBI's taxonomy places the organism in Eukaryota, Metazoa, Chordata, Actinopteri, Pomacentridae. The record is from RefSeq and is a predicted model, not a curated record.
AGGUCUGGUGGAGAUCUGCUUGAUGCAUCCCCUCGACGUGGUGAAGACGAGGUUCCAGAUCCAAAGAGGAACCAGUGACCCGAACAGCUACAAGAGCCUGGGCGACUGCUUCCGGACGAUCAUCCGCAGUGAAGGAGUCUUCGGCUUCUACAAGGGAAUUUUACCUCCGAUUCUGGCAGAGACGCCCAAGAGAGCAGUCAAGUUUUUCACCUUUGAGCAGUACAAGAAGCUGCUGAAUCUGACCCCUUUGUCUCCUGCCGUGGCGCUGUCUGCAGCAGGCCUCGGUGCAGGCUUGACUGAAGCUGUUGUCGUCAACCCGUUCGAAGUGGUGAAAGUCAGUCUCCAGGCCAACAGAGAUUCCUUCAAAGAGCAACCCUCCUCAUUUGCCCAAGCGAGACGCAUAAUUAAGUCAGACGGCUUCGGAUUGAACGGCCUGAACAAGGGAUUAACAUCAACGCUGGGACGCCACGGAGUUUUCAACAUGAUCUACUUUGGCUUCUACUUCAAUGUCAAGGAUGCUAUUCCGACCAACCCGGACCCCACCCUUGAGUUUCUGAGGAAGUUUGCCAUCGGCCUCGUGUCGGGGACCAUCUCCUCCUGCGUGAACAUUCCCUUCGACGUCGCCAAGAGCCGCAUCCAAGGCCCACAGCCGGUGCCCGGGGAGAUCAAGUACCGCACCUGCUUCCAGACCAUGGCGCUGGUGUACCGCGAGGAAGGGUACUUGGCACUGUACAAGGGGUUGGUCCCCAAGAUAAUGAGACUUGGACCAGGUGGAGCAGUGAUGCUGCUGGUCUAUGAAUACGUGUCUGGAUGGCUGCAGAGAAACUGGUAACAGAACCAAAGAGAAGGAAACCCACAUUAGUGCCUUAUGAGUUGUGCCUCAUUGCCAGUAUUGUUAACUGACCACAUCAGACCAAAAUGCAACAUACCAAAUCAGCAUUACAAUAUUUCUUAGAUCGCAGGGAAGAAGGACGUCAUCACUAAGCCAUCUUCUCAGGAAUUAAGAACAGCUGCGAUAUGUGAAGAGUGACAAAUACAUUUCUAAUAGAAAGCAGGUUUUUAACAGUAAGUCUUAAAGUCCCCCGAAAGCCUGUUUUCUCAGUGAGCUGCUUGCACUGAAGUCCAACAUGAACACUAUUGUCUUACAAAUUUAAAUUGGUUUGGGUUGUCUCAAAUGAGAUAUUUAUGGGUUAUCUUCUGUUUGUUUUUCCUGUGUGGUCUUCUCACUGGUUUGAAGUGGGCAGUGCUCAUUUGGAGAAACAAGAAGUCGCAUAUUUUUGUGCUUCAGUUGGAGUACAGCAAAUUCUGGGGAUGUCGAUAGUGACUCAAAUCUGAUCAACCCACAUUUAAUCAAUAUCAACUCAAUAAAUAGUUAGUGUUACAUCAAAAUAGUUACAUUUCUAUAGAAGAUAAAAUAAACGUAAAGGGAAUUUUCAGGGGUUUAACGGUUAAAAUGACAGAAGAAUGGAGUGCAGGGUGAGUUUACAUGACAAUGAAAAACAUCAGUACUUGAACACACACCAAAUGAAGACGAGUCUCUUUGUAGACAAACGUGGCUCUGCUGGAUCAUCCAUCAAACUCCAUCUUUGCAGAAGCUGUUCAUAAAAUCAGCUACAGCUCACACACUCACAGCAACUGCAGAGUGAUGCAUCUGUGUAUUCGUACGCAUACAUACACGCCUGUAUGUAUUAGUAAUUAACCCUCUGAACCCCAAGCAGUUUCUCAGCGAUCUUUGCUCCUGUUGCAUUUUUUUCUCACUGUGGUCUCAUUUUUCACUGCAGUGUAAAGUCCUGCACCUCCAUGGAGGCGGUGCAAACAUUUCUAGAAGUAGAGGGAACUGAAAAAUGUCCUUUUUACAGUAUGACAAACAUAUGAUGGCACAAAUCAUAAAAAAAAGAAAAAAUGAAAGUUACAUUUCUUUGAUUACUCGUUUUACAAAAAAAUUUUAAAUCCUAGAAUCGACAACAUUUUUCCUACAGGUGUGACCAAUACUAGAAAAAAAUGCUCUCCAUAUACUAAAGAUAUUUUAAAUUUCUUUUUACACUUUUAAACUUAAGCUCCUCUCUGCUCUGUGUAAACACAGCCUGCAGUUCAGCCGAGUCCACCUGAAAACUCUCAGUUUUUGUGACUGUUGGUUGCAGCAGAGGUAACAACGGCUUCUCUGUUGCACCACUGAGCACAGAUUAUUUUGUUUUUAACAGAAUGCGAUUAUAGCAAACACAUUUUUUUUCCCAAAUGAGGCUUUUAAAUUUCUCUCAGUCCUGCUCGCGGGUUUGAAGGUUCAGAGGGUUAAUCUGUGGCCAAAUUGUUAAACUAAACGCCAUUUUUACAUCAUUUUCUUUGACAUAAUUAACAUCUAUGAGGCUAGUAAACCAAAAAUAUCUGCAGACCUGAAGUAGUACAUGAAGUAUAUAUUAGGUUAAAAAAAAAUUAGCAGGGAAAUUUGCAAAACAGACGCUUAAGCAAGUUACAAUUUGAGAUUAUCUUUUGUAUGGAAAGAUUUAUUGAUAUCAGAUAUGUGAGCUACGAUAAAUUUAGAGACAAAACAGCCGAGUGCGCUGGCCGUAGAAAAUCAUAAAUACACUCACUGCAACACAUUGUCCUCAACAUUGACAUUAUAUACAUACUACAUAUACAUCUUUGUAUAUGACACGGAUUCAUGAAAGCAAAUAUAAAACUGUGAUCACGCCAGCAGUGCCGAUUUUAACAGUGUCUCCAGCAAACACUAGCGAUUUAUUAAGAAUUCCAGCAGUGAUGUUGUCGAGCAACGUUUUUAACGAAUAUCUUUUUGCCUGAUAUGUCAUGAAUUUUAUAUCCUUACUUUUUAAGCUUCUCAUUGUGUUAAUUUCACUUUUAAACUCAUUUUAAAAACUGAGCUUUUUUUUUUGGAAGACUGCUUGUACGUAUUGGUAACAAAUAAAAAGGAAAAAUGACCAACCUCA